Molecule: messenger RNA, 2731 nt
Organism: Musca domestica (house fly)
Lineage: Eukaryota; Metazoa; Arthropoda; Insecta; Diptera; Muscidae
Gene: Pli
Product: protein pellino
Exons: 10
Coding region: 601-1875 (424 amino acids)
Biological process (GO): protein polyubiquitination; regulation of Toll signaling pathway
Molecular function (GO): ubiquitin protein ligase activity; protein binding
Source: RefSeq, a predicted model, not a curated record
AUUUCAUAUUAUUUCAUGUCGUCAAUAAGUGAAAACCGAAAGCGGAAAAGUGAAAAAGUUACCGAAAAGCAAAAAGAGUGUUAAAGUAAAGCUUCAAAAUUAAAAAAAUAGAAAAAAAUUAAAUGAAAAUAAAAAGGCAUUAAUUGGUGGAGUGCAAACAAAAAAAAAGCGGGCCGAAAUGUUCUAAAUCAGCCAGCCAGUCAGCAUUAUCAUUAGCAGAUCAGAGUCAGCCAGUGUGUUCUCUACUUAAGAAAGAAAGAAAAAAAAAGGAAAUAAACCAACACGACCAGCAAGCAAGCAAGCUAGCUGCUAAUACACAAAAGAGAUCUUCUCCCCAUUUCCACAAUUGUCUUGAAGUUUAUCUGAAACCAAAAAAAAAAAAAAAUCAAAUAAAUAAAUAAAACAGAAGCAGCAAAACAACAACGUCAAAAAGAAAUUCAAAACAACAAAAGUCGUGUGAUUAUCAUUCGCAUUUCACAACCACCAAAAUAAUUUAGCAAAAUUAAUUUCCGUCGCAUAAAAAUCUUUUCAAAACUGGAUUAUAAUAAAUCCGACGAUAUUGGAUCUCUACAGGAAAACAACUCGGGCAUAACCAACAAAAUGGUUAAACGCACUGACGGUUCCGAAUCGCCCACAUUGGCUGAAUCCGAUGCAGAUGGUCACGAUAAGCCACGCGUUAAAUAUGGCGAAUUAGUUAUAUUGGGUUACAAUGGUUAUCUGCCACAGGGCGAUCGUGGCCGAAGACGUUCCAAGUUUGUCCUGUACAAACGCAGCGAACCCAGUGGUGUCAAACGCUCCAAACACUACAUUGUCCAGUCGCCACAAACAUCAAAAGCCAUACUCGAUGCCAAUCAACAUUCAAUAUCGUACACAUUAUCUCGCAAUCAAGCUGUCAUAGUCGAAUACAAAGAGGAUACGGAAACGGAUAUGUUUCAGGUUGGUCGCUCCUCGGAAUCACCCAUAGAUUUUGUCGUAAUGGACACACUGCCCGGUGACAAGAAGGACGCCAAAGUAAUGCAGAGUACAAUAUCACGUUUUGCAUGCCGCAUUCUGGUCAAUCGAAGUGAACCCUCCAAGGCGAGAAUAUUUGCAGCCGGCUUCGAUUCGAGUAGGAAUAUUUUCUUGGGUGAAAAAGCUACCAAAUGGCAGGACAACAUUGAAAUUGAUGGCCUUACAACAAAUGGUGUUUUAAUAAUGCAUCCACGAGGUCAGUUUUGUGGCGGCAAUGCCAAGUGUGGCAUUUGGCGUGAAUGUUCGGUGGGUGGUGAUGUCUUUAGUCUGCGUGAAUCUCGCUCGGCCCAACAGAAAGGACAGCCGAUUUAUGAUGAAUCAAAUGUCUUACAAGAUGGCACUCUAAUUGAUUUGUGUGGUGCCACACUACUGUGGCGUUCUGCCGAAGGAUUACAGCAUUCACCGACAAAACGUGAUUUGGAAAAAUUAAUUGACGAAGUCAAUGCUGGUCGUCCUCAAUGUCCUGUUGGCCUUAAUACCUUAGUUAUACCCCGUAAAGUGAAUAUUGGUGAUCAAAUUAAUCAGCCUUAUGUGUACUUAAAUUGUGGUCAUGUUCAAGGCCAUCACGAUUGGGGUCAGGAUAAAAGUACCGGUGCCCGACGCUGUCCAAUGUGUUUAGAAGUAGGACCUGUGGUGACAUUGUGUAUGGGUUUGGAACCGGCAUUCUAUGUAGAUAUUGGCCCGCCAACAUUUGCAUUUAAUCCAUGUGGUCACAUGGCGACUGAGAAAACGGUUAAAUAUUGGGUCAAUGUGGAUAUACCACAUGGUACAAAUGCUUUUCAACCUGUUUGUCCAUUCUGUGCGACGCCAUUAGACGCCAAUUCGGGUUAUAUUAAAUUAAUUUUUCAAGAUAAUUUAGAUUAAAGUGUGUAUUAUAUAAAUAUAUUAUUAUUAUUAUUAUAAAUAUUAAAGAUAAAAACAAAACAAAACAAAACAAAGAAACAUUUAAAGCAAAUUUGCAAAUAAAACAAAAAAAGAGAAAAGAAAACAUGAAGAUGAAAAUAAGAAACAAAUAAUCCAUAGGCUUUAUUUUUCUAAAAACAUAAAAAUUAUACAAUAAGAAAAACAAAAUAUAGAGAAAAUAAACAUGAAAUAUUAAUAAUGAAUUAUUAUUAAUAAUAUUUACAAAUUAUUUUUUAAAUAUCAAACAAACAAACAAGCAACAAAAAUUGUUCUAUUUAUACAUAAAACAUAUAACAGUAUCAAACAUGCAUUACAUACAUCUACACAUCAUCCCACAUCCAAAUGAACUGCAUAUACAACUCACAUGGUUAUUCUGUAUUGAAAAUUUGAAUAAAAAAUAUAUUUUGUUUUGUCUUACAAUUUAUAAAACAUUAUCAAGUAUUAUUUACUUACCCACACUUAUGCUCCACCCCUUCAUCCAUAUUGUUCAUUGCAUCCAUUCACCAUCAUUAUUAUUAUAUUAGAAAUUUUUUGUGUUAAUUUUAAGCUAUUCAAAUAUUGUUUUCAUUUGAUUUCUUUUUUAAUUUUUUUUUCUUUCUUUCUAUGUCAAAUGAUAUGCAUUUUCAUUUGCUGAAAUAUUUUGUAAAUUUAAUAUACAAAACGAAUGUGUUAAAUGAUCAUAGAGUUUCCCAAAAAACAACAGAAAUUUAUACACAUUUCUCUUUAUAUGUACAAUUAUUGAUUUCUUAUCUUGAAGAAGAUUGUAUAACAUUUAUAUGAAAUUAAAAUGUAAUUUUUAAGAAUUUAAAAAAAUGUA